Messenger RNA from Frieseomelitta varia, 3634 nucleotides. RefSeq names its product pyridoxal-dependent decarboxylase domain-containing protein 1. Lineage: Eukaryota; Metazoa; Arthropoda; Insecta; Hymenoptera; Apidae. Gene Ontology annotation, cellular component: intracellular membrane-bounded organelle. The transcript is spliced from 10 exons. Bases 190 to 2583 code for a protein of 797 amino acids. Gene Ontology annotation, molecular function: carbon-carbon lyase activity; pyridoxal phosphate binding. Gene Ontology annotation, biological process: carboxylic acid metabolic process. The record is from RefSeq and is a predicted model, not a curated record.
AUAAUGCAAAAUCCUUGGGCAAAUCCAAGGAGUGAUCACGUUUUGAACAUACGCGUCUGCGAGAUCUAUUUUUACUCGUGUAGAAGAGGGAACUUCGAGAAUUUCUUUUAUUUUUUUUUUUUAAUCGCCCAACGGAUGUAAACGGAACUCGGAUUGCGACGGUACUGCGCCACGACGACUAUUGCCACGAUGGCCGAGGAGGCUGACACAAACGAUAAAGCGACGAUGGAAAGUAUAGCGCAAAACAUACUCGAGGUCAGUACCGGAGGAGGGUCUGCGUCGAACGAAGUAGCCGCAUUAGAGUUUCAAGCCUCGCAGGUGAUAUCGAGGCUCGAAGAGGCUGUCGAAAGGGCGGCCGACGGUGGUGGCACCACCUGGAACAAUCCCUCGGGCUUUCUCUCCCAGUCGAAAACUUCAGACGAGAUAUUAACUUUAAUUCAGGAUUUGGUAAUUCACGAAGACGCUCCGCAACCGGUGAAAGACGGUUCAACGGAAACGGCGAGUCAGGUGACCACCCUGCCAACGUUGACGGAGUCAGCGAAACUAGCAUUAAUCGCACACACUAUUUCCGCUUACGCGCUUGCACUCCCGAAAUCGCACGCUCAGAGAUUAGCCGGUCGUCUGGCCGCGGAUACAACCAGAUGGCUGAGUCAUAUUUUCCGUUUCGUCGAUUGUGCCUCCUCGUUUCACGAGGAUCAUCUGGAAGGUCUGGUCCGGGUGACCAGGUUGGCUCUACACCGGAAGUAUCCUCGAUACAUGGAGGAAGGUUUUACCGCACUCGCGGCCUCUCCACCUUUAAUUUACAGCUCUGUGGCCGCACCUUUAGGUGUGGUUCAACAUCUGUGCAAACAGCUGUCUUUGCCACUUCAUUGCGUAAGACCCAUCCCCCAUAACACGAUGUUUGGAUCACGGUACAGUAUGGACGUGUCAGCUCUGGAACGCCGGCUAGCGGAAGAUACGCAAUCAAAUAGCGUGACGCCCCUUCUAGUACUAGCUGAGGCGGGCUCUGUGUUAACGGGACAUUGCGACAAUAUCGCUAGGCUGCGAGCAAUUUGCGAUAAGUACAAUGUCUGGCUCCAUCUUAGAGGUCAUUCUUUGGCCGCGUUAGCGUUGAAUAAUUCUACAAAGGAUCUGCCUUCAAAGAUUGCAGACAGUGUUACGUUACCUCUUGGAAUAUGGCUUGGUAUACCAUCUCUACCAGUAGUAACGCUAUACAGAUUAACGGACAUAAAGGGUGGUCGUCCAACUCCAAGAGACACAACUUUGUCUUUGGUAUCGGGUUUAAUGACAGAUUCGCUGUCAAGGCGUUUACCAACUUUGCCAUUAUGGGCCACGUUGCAAGUAUUAGGCAGAGACGGUGUACAUAACAGACUGAAGAGGUGCUUCUUGGCUGUGGAAGAUUUAUAUAAUAAAAUUAAGAAAUUCUCUUGUAUAAGAAUACUGAGUCAGCCACCCGGGGGUGAAACAGGGUCCUACACCAUAAACGAACUUCUAACAAACCCCGUGAACAAUCCACAAUUAUUCGAGGCCGUAGCCAGCGCAUUAGUGUUCCAAUUUGUGCCUGCAGAUAGGGAUCCACAGACGGCAGAACGCGUCCCUCCUUAUUACGACAAAUUAAAUUCCUGGCUGGGGCAAAUCCUUCAGAGGGAUAUCGAAAACGUACAGAUAGAGCUCUGCGAGAUAGAACAUCAUGGUAUUGCAAUUCGUAUUUGUCCUCUAGAGAAUCCGGAGCAACCUCCUACGACCGAGGACGUAGAUAACGUAGUUGCUUGUUUGGAACAGCAGAUAGAAAUAUUACAAGCAACAGUUGAGCACAAAGCAACGUUUGUGCGAUUAGUUUCGGAGAAUGACUCUUUACAUUUGGUAGAGAUGCCUGGUUGGGCAGGUUUAGGCGGUGUACGAUACGCUCCUCCUACUUGGAUCCACGUCAUGACCGACCAAGCGAAAGAAGAACUGAACAGAUUGAACACGCAAUUAGUCGAAGCUUUGCGAAAUACAGACGCGGCGUUUUCUCUGGGGGAAGGUGCCGACGGCUUGGCUUGUGUACGAUUUGGAAUGGUCACGCAAGAUACUGACGUGGCGGAAUUAUUAUCUUUAGUUCUACAAGUUGGUCAAGAAGUGGAAGCCAGCUCCAAAUUAUUGGAUACUAUAUCCGAAGUGGUGAAAAGAGGUAUCGAGGCAGCGCAGACAGAUUUAGAAAGAGAAAAUGCUGAGAAAUUAUGGCAGGAAGGUAUUCUUAGACAUGUACCUGUCGUUGGAACUUUCGUCAAUUGGUGGAGUCCCCCUUCAAAAGAAACCGGAGUCCGUGGACGUAGUUUGAAUUUACAAGCCGGAGUUGUUGAGAGUACAGAGAACAUUUACAAGUAUCACAUGCAAUUGCAACCUAACUCGACAGUGAUCAAUGGAUCUGGUGCUAGAACUCCACCGCAGCCCCUUGUACAGACUCCAGUUGGCGCGGGCAGCCAAAGUCAUAGUCGUUCGUCAAGCCAUUCCAGUUUGCAGAGUGGCAAAAGUAUCUCUGUAAUCACAAAUGCCGUAUCUCAUCCGCAAGUGAAGGAAGAAUCUGGCGAGGUGAAGUCGUAGUGAACAUUAAACGACACGGGAAAUUGAUCAACACAGGAAAUUCAGUUCGUUAAAUUCAAGUUCACAAACUUGGCAAAGGAAUGAUGCUCUAGGUGAAACGAUCGAGCGUUUCCGGUAGAAGCUAUCCUUUACAUUUGCAGAGCACAGCGAAAAAAAAAAUUAGCAUCUCUAAAGUGUCGAAGAGCUUGAUAAAUCGACAAAGGUAAAGACACGCUGUCCUCUCUGUCAUUUUUUUCUUCAAUAAACUAUUUUACGCUAUUUUUUUUUAUCAUCUUGCAUCGAUCGUAUUAUUUUUCUCGCUUUCUCAUCCGUUUUUGCGACUUUCAACGAUUAUUUAAUUUGAUAAAUAUCUGCAAAGUCUAUCAGAUAUGGCUUGUGUACUUAUUAGAUUGACAAUGAGUAAAGAUGUUGCUUUUGCCUCGAAUUAAUUCGGUAACAAGCAUCAACUUAAUUUUUCAUUAAAAUGUUCCCUCUCACAGCACAAUAUCCAGAAGCGUAUCUUUUUACUUUCAUGACGCAAUUUGAAAAAAAGUUGCUGUUAAGUUUUUAGCUAGCCGAAUGAGUAUUGAUAUUAUGAUAUAAAAUUAAAUAAACUAAACAAUAGAUUAUUUAAGUUUCCAACGACAGUGUUUUACAUGAACUAUAUGUGCACACACGUUCUGAAUAAAUUUUUCAACCAGAUUUUCCAUUCUAUUUUUUUCAGUUUUUACUUUCCAAACUACGUUUUUGCAUUUAUUUGCGAGAUCUUUUUUCAUGAAGCACAAUUAUAAUAAGAACAGGAGACACGUACAUGAUCAAUACGCGAUCGCUUCAAGCAAAGAAAAAAAAAAAAAAAAAACACAUUAUAGGCGCGCGUUGUAAAAUUUAUUCGAGGAAGCUAAGCUUUUAAAACCUAACAAAGCGUGUAAAGAAAAAAAGAAAAAUCAGAGCAAUGUUUCGAUAUUAAAAUGAUAACCAAAGAGAGAGUUAACAUAGAGUUACACGUUCAUGCGAUUUGAAUUGUUACGAUGUAAUAAAUAUUUGUGACACAGAAUAGGAGCUCUGUUGAGUU